AUCAAGUAAGCUUAGACAACCUCUCUCUGUUUUGUUCUGUAAUGUUUCCACAGUCUUUCUUUGCUUCGUGUGCUGCAGUGACCUGCAGUUUCAGUUACAUGACUGUCACAAAUCUAGUCCCUGGUUAGGUUAAAGUUCUGAGGGGUCAUUCCUUUCUCUUGCCCAGGGACCCAAAAGGAAAAAACACCUGAGUUCAGGAAACAUAAGUUAACAAAAGAACAUUCCCAUUCUAACUGGCUCUUAAUACAUUAUCGUGCAUAGAGAUGUUAUGGCCUCGGAGAACUUACUGAAUGGAGGUCAGAGUUUUCAUGGUGAAAAAUCUCAGUCUUAUCUUCUGAGCAGCCACGGUGAGAACCAUGAAAGCAGCCGGCCGUCAACUCAGACCAGGCCGAUGAGAGAUGACAGAAGGGGAUACAUAGCACGAGCUCUCUCAAGGGACUCUGGAGUUAGCUUCAUAAAGCCUUACCAGGUACCGGACAGCAAUGAAAUGUGGAGCAGCUAUGGACCAGAGGAUUCUACUGAAGAAUCCGUGGACACAAGUACAUUUUCUGAGGAAGAGCUUCUUGAUAUAACAUUUGAGGCAUGUAAUACUACUGGCACAGGAGAGGUUCUGGCCUCCACGAUCAUGCAGUACCUGCAGACGAUGACUAGCCAGAGCCCAGAACAGGACAGGCUGAAUGCUUUGAAUCGUAUGCUGGACCCUGAGUGCCGGGACCCCACUAUUAGCAGGGCCAAAUUCCAAUCCACCAUGAGGGAGUGGAUUGCCCAGUGCAGCCAGGAUGGCAUGCAUGAGGACGACAAACAUAUUUCAGGGGAAAGUCCUUGUAAAGCGUCUUUAAAUGGUCCUGAGAUCAAAACUGCCUUCUCAGAAGGAGAACAGUGUUAUUGUGACUCCAGGGAGCUGUUGGCCACUGUGUCUGAGCUUAAGCAUGCGCACAGUAGAAUGAGUAAGCAGAACAACAGCCUGUUGAGGACUGUAUCUCAGGGUGAGGACACCAACCUGCAGCUCACAGUGGAGAUCACUGAACUAAGUGCCUUGCUGGCCAGUGCCCAGCGGUCAGCAAGGAGAACCAGGUCCCUUGUGGAGGAGCUUGAGGAUGCCAGGAGAUCCCUGAGGGAGGCACAGGAGAGAGCCAGCCAAGCCCAGACUAGCAGCUGCAAACUGAGCAAAGAAUGUGACUGUCUGAAAGCACACAUUAAAGUGCUUGAAGACAAGAAUGAACAACUCACACUCGAGGGGACUUGUUCUGAAGACUGUCUCAACAAAUUGAGAAAGGUUCAUGCUGAGAUGAGGGAGGAACUUGAAGAGACCCUUGUCAUGCUGGCUGUAAGAGACAGGGAACUCACUAAGAAAGGCAUACUGAUGGAUAAGCUGAAGAACUCUCAUCUGGAGAACCAUAGAAUCAUUGAGGUAUCUUCAUAA
Messenger RNA from Salvelinus fontinalis (brook trout), 1423 nucleotides. RefSeq names its product inositol 1,4,5-triphosphate receptor associated 2-like. The record is from RefSeq and is a predicted model, not a curated record. NCBI's taxonomy places the organism in Eukaryota, Metazoa, Chordata, Actinopteri, Salmoniformes, Salmonidae. Gene Ontology annotation, biological process: telomere localization; chromosome localization to nuclear envelope involved in homologous chromosome segregation; actin filament organization. The transcript has 12 exons. Gene Ontology annotation, molecular function: dynein complex binding. Gene Ontology annotation, cellular component: lateral element; meiotic spindle pole; meiotic nuclear membrane microtubule tethering complex. The coding region runs from base 269 to 1423 and encodes 384 amino acids.